Messenger RNA from Rotaria sordida, 1596 nucleotides. The record is from the annotation of a GenBank genome assembly. Lineage: Eukaryota; Metazoa; Rotifera; Eurotatoria; Philodinida; Philodinidae.
AUGUCUAAUAGCAAUGCAACAACACAGUGUGAACAAGACUUUUUAAUUUUAGUUGAAGCAGCUUUAAGUCGUGAUCUAUGGGCACUUAAACUCUUCGAUUCAUGGGGUAAACCCUUGCCAUCUGGUGUACUCAAAGGAAAUAUGCUGUGGACAGGUAAUUAUGAUGAAUGUCUCGAUUCAUUAUAUCAACCAGCGAACAAAACUUUCUUAUCACAACCGUUUGUUGGGCAAUACUGUACUCUGUCUCCAAGUGACACAAUAUCAGAAGGAACGGUAUCUUCUGGACUUACUCUUGGCAUUUGUGUGCCUUCAUCGUGUGAUCGUCAAUCUAUUGUUAGAUUAGCUCGAAACUUAUUCAAAAAAGAUAAUAUUACCGAAAAUAAUGUUCUCUGUUCGAAUGAUGCUGCCAGUAAACAAAAGAAUUUACCUCGUGGUGUAGUGAUCACAUGUGUCAUUCUCUCGAUACUUGGUCUUCUCGUGUUCGUUGGUACCAUUGUUGAUCUAAUUCUUGCUUGUCGUUUUGAAUCAAUCAAUCCUGAUUCAUCACACAUCAAUGGAUACAAUGCCAUAUCGGAUAUCGGACUGAUCAACAGUAAAUCGAUAAUAUCAUCGAGAUAUUUAUGUUCUUCUAUUCAAGCUCUUUUGAGUGCAACACCUCAAAGCAUAUUCAUUGCUCAAUUUUCGGCUGUACGUACAUUACGGCGUAUUUUUACUAUGGAAAAGAAAAAUGACGAUAAUUCACUGGCUUUUAUUCAUGGUCUUCGUGUACUUUCUCUUUUCUGGGUUAUUUUUGGUCAUUCAAUUUUAUUUAAUCUAUUCUAUACAAAUAAUAUUAUCGAUGUUCUUUCUUGGUCUCAUAAUAUAGCGUUUCAAUUAAUUUCUAACGGUGUAUUGAGUGUAGAUACAUUUUUCGUAAUCAGUGGUUACUUGACAGCAAUUAUUUUUGUUCGAGAAAUUACGAAAGAAAAACUUUCCUUUCGUUUUCUCAUUCGUUAUUACAUUCAUCGAUAUAUUCGUCUUACGCCGACAUUUCUUCUUGUUUUACUUGUCAGCAUAAAUUUAACAGCAUAUUUUGGUCGCGGACCUAUUUAUCCAUCUAUACAAGGAUUUGAAUCCGAGGGAUGUCGACAGCAUGGUUGGUGGACAGCCAUACUCUAUGUUGGCAAUUUAGUUCAUGUCGAUGACAUGUGUCUAGGUGUUUCAUGGUAUCUUUAUAAUGAUAUGCAAUUUCAUUGGAUUGCACCUCUGGCGCUCAUUCCAUUCGUUAUCGGUCGAAAAUCGAUUGGUUACUUUGUUACCACUAUUUAUGUUCUUAUCGGUAUUGGAUCAAUUGUUGGCAUUCUGCUUUAUUAUCCGAAUAUGUCAUUGAGUCUUUUCGCAGAUGCCACGAACGUGAAUGGUCCUAGCUUUUUUAGCAAAAUCUAUAUUGCCCCAUGGUGUCGUAUUUCAGCUUAUGCUAUUGGCCUUCUAACUGGUUUUAUUUUUAUCAAUACUGGUCAUUCAUAUCGUUCAAAUACCUUGAUAUCAUCAAUAUCUUCAACUAUUAAUGGAAUAUCGGAGCCAAAUGAUCUUGUAACAGCUGUAAAUAAUUCAUAA